ACUGACGAGUUCUUGGAAUUUUCGUCUCGGUUAAAUUUUCAGUGAAUUUGAAGUGUACAAUUUCUUUGCUAAAAAAAAACCAAUAGGAAACUGCAAAUAAAAAGGCCUAGAACAACAUUAAAUAAAAUGAGCGACCAAAAAGACGAAAAACCCAAAACCAACCCAGAGGUUGAGGAACCGACCCCGGUCGCCGCCAGUAGUAAUGGCAACAAGCGGCGCAGGGAAAGCACGCCGUCAUCGCCACCGCCGGCCAAGAAGGUCAAGACAAGCACUGAUGAGGAGGAGGAACAACCCACUUCCACUUCUCGUUUGAGAAAGGCAUCUGAUAAUAAGCAGCAGCAGAAGGAGUCAGAUGCGAAUAAAGAGGUGGAAAAUGGGAAUCACCACAACCAGGGACCAAAGGAUGAAGGGGAUGCCAUAGUUGAACCUAGAGACGACGCCGAUGAAGUCGUUAUUAUCAGCUCUGAUUCUUCCGAUGAGGAUGACUUGGACAGAUAUCUAGACAACAACUGGCUUGAUCUACUGGAGAAUCUAGUCGGGGAUUUACCUACAAACAGAGAGAGACAGAGUUUGGAGGCCGCAAGUCUACACGUGAACGUGGCCUCAUCCGAGUCCAGUGCUGACGAAGCCGUGAAUCAGGAUGAUGGACAGGCAGAGCAGCUAGACAACGACGAGUUCCCCCAUGAAGAGGCAGAGAAUCUGGUCAUCAAUGAGUAUGAUUUGCAGUUAAGGGAAGAGCAGCAGUACGAGGCCCGCCAUGAAGAACCAUUAAACCUAGUCAUUGGCGAGUCUGUGGACAGAGAGAGACAGAGUUUAGAUACCGAAAGUCUACACGUGAACGUGGAUUUGGAUGAGAACAACAGCGCUGACGAUGGACAGAUGGCAGAGCAGCCAGAUAACGACAAUACCCCCUAUCAAGAUGAAGAACCAGUAAACCUGGUCAUCGCAGCGCAGCAGGACGAACAGCCAGAGGAGUUGGUGGAUGACAAUAAUGAAGAAGGGGUCUUGGUCAUCGAUGAGGAGCACCAGCAGGAAGAUAGAGCUGACGAGGAGCCUGAGUCGGUCGUGCAGAAUUCCCACUCUCCUGUAUACAACGAAGACACAGACUCUCCCGAGGAUGAGGAGCCUGACUCCAACAGAGAUGCUGCAACAGACGAUCCCAUCGAUUUGAACAGAACAACCCAUCUCAACCGGCUGCAGAGGGACACCGAUCUACAAAACCGCGUCCAGUUGGACACGGAAAUGGCCGUAAGUUUCGGGGAUUUUCAAAUCCUACGUCUCAUUGGUGAAGGAGCACACGGCAAGGUAUUUUUGGUACGAAAGCGAAACGGUUUAGAUGUGGGGCAAGUGUAUGCCAUGAAGGUUAUCUCCAAGAUGAUACCCCUCCGCGACUGGAAGUCAGCGGAGCGUAUUAAAAUUGAGCGUGUUAUCCUAGAAGCUAUACAGGAAGUACCCUUUAUGGUGAAUCUUCACUAUGCCUUUCAGUCGGAACAUCAUCUCUUUCUGGUCACGGACUUUAUCCAAGGUGGUGAGCUGUACCGGCGCCUUCAGUUAGAGGGACCCCUGCCGGAGGCGGCAGUGCGCCUCUAUGUGGCCGAAUUGGUUUUGGCUUUGGAGGCUUUGCACCAGGCAAACAUUGUCUAUCGUGACCUCAAACUGGAGAAUAUUCUGAUCGACAGCGAGGGUCACAUUGUGGUGGCCGACUUUGGUCUAGCCACUGUUUUGAUUGCCGAAAAAUUGAACCGGACGAAAAGUUUCUGCGGCACGCUGUCGUACAUGGCACCGGAGGUGAUAGUAAUUGGCCCCGAUGGCUACGACACGAGAGUUGAUUGGUGGUCAUUGGGUGUGUUUACCUUGGAGCUGCUCACCAGUAUCAAUCCGUUUGCUUUGCUAAGCCGGGAAGAAAUAAGCCAAAGGAUUUUUCAUGGUAAUAUCGAGCUUCCCUUGCAUCUCAGCGAAGGGGCAAGAGACUUUAUAAGGAGGCUAAUGGAAACGGAUAUAAAUAGGCGUAUGGGUGCCGAGGAGAUUCGGGCACAUGAAUUUCUCCAGGGCAUCGAUUGGUCGAUGCUACCACAAAAGCAACACAAUAUGCCCUUUCGUCCAACCCUCGAGGGCAUCGAGGAUGUGAGUCACUUUGAUACCAAUUUUACCUCCAAGCCAAUAGAGUUGCCCCUGUGCGAGGUGGCUCUGCCCAGUGACCUUUGCAUGUACAAUGGAUUUGACUAUAUAUCUCCUCGCCUUCUGGAAUGGAGACGUGAUCACGACGAGGAAGAUGUAGAGUUUCGCAAUCCAGAGGCAGAUAUCAUACCCACACUUCCGGAUGAUACCGUAUUGGGCCGCCGGCUGUUGAACGGUGCCAGUGCUUGCGGCACCUGUUUCCUCAUGGAUGACAACAUCCUGGUCAAGAUCAUACACUUGUCCAAAUUCCAUGUCUCUGAGGUGGAUGCCUUGAUGACAUUUUCGCACGAGAAUAUUGUCCAUUAUUAUGGGACUUAUCGGAACAGCUGCGAGAUCUGGAUCAUGAUGGAGUACCUAAGAGGCAGGGAUCUAUUCCAUGCUAUCUCGAGUGGCCAGCUGAAUGAGGAACUUAGCCGCCUGCUCUUCCGGCAGAUGGUCAGUGCUGUCCAGCACCUGCAUAUGCAUCACUUUAUACACGGUGAUCUCAAGCCGGAGAAUAUAGUGUUUGCCAACGAGACGGAUAUGACUAUUAAGCUGGUGGACUUUGGCCUGGCCCGUUAUAGCAGAGAUUUCCGGCAAUGGGAAGACUAUCCACGCUAUACCCCGCUAUAUGCCCCGCCAGAGCUAAUAACGCCCCAUAACAACCGCCGUGUGGCCUAUACCCCAGCAGUGGACAUCUAUGGGCUGGGUGUUACGCUUUACUGUAUGAUUGUGGGAUCUGGUCCGUAUCAUUAUGAUUUGGAGGUAGAGCACAUUUCGCAGGCAGAAGAGCAGCUCCUGAAUCGCAUACAGCAGGAGCCGUUUGAUCAGGAGGCCGAGGGUUGGCUAAAUGCUAGCCAGGCCUUACGGGAUCUGGUGAGCUGGUGUCUGGAGAAGGACCCAGCAGCACGGCCCUCGCUGGUGGAGAUACUCAACAGUGAGUGGCUGAGAGAGGAGACGGAGGAAGAUGCUGGACCAGUUGAAGUUCAGGAACAAGUUGAAGACCAAGUCCAGGACCAUGAAGAAGAUGUCCAAGAAGAAGAAGAUGUCGAAGAAGAAGAUUCCCAAGAAGAAGAAGAUGCCCAAGAAGAAGAGGAUGUCGAAGAAGAGGAUGACGAAGAAGAAGAUGCCCUCGAAGAAGAAACUGUCGAAGAAGAAGAUUCCGAAGAAGAAGAUGUCGAAGAAAUCGAAGACUAA
This is a messenger RNA of Drosophila kikkawai, 3354 nucleotides long. Its product is annotated as chromosomal serine/threonine-protein kinase JIL-1-like. NCBI's taxonomy places the organism in Eukaryota, Metazoa, Arthropoda, Insecta, Diptera, Drosophilidae. Gene Ontology annotation, molecular function: ATP binding; protein serine/threonine kinase activity. The record is from RefSeq and is a predicted model, not a curated record. Gene Ontology annotation, biological process: peptidyl-serine phosphorylation; regulation of DNA-templated transcription.